Messenger RNA from Siniperca chuatsi (mandarin fish), 3840 nucleotides. RefSeq names its product WD repeat domain 45B (gene wdr45b). Gene Ontology annotation, biological process: protein lipidation; autophagy of mitochondrion; nucleophagy. The transcript has 10 exons. Gene Ontology annotation, cellular component: phagophore assembly site membrane; cytosol; extrinsic component of membrane. Gene Ontology annotation, molecular function: protein binding; phosphatidylinositol-3,5-bisphosphate binding; phosphatidylinositol-3-phosphate binding. The coding region runs from base 512 to 1564 and encodes 350 amino acids. Lineage: Eukaryota; Metazoa; Chordata; Actinopteri; Centrarchiformes; Sinipercidae. The record is from RefSeq and is a predicted model, not a curated record.
AUAUGGCACGUCAGUAACCACAUUCGGCUCUAUCAGUAUUUUUCACUUUUUGUUUUUAAAACGCUGGCAAAUCCAACUUCUCAGUUAACUCAGUUAAUCGUUAACAGUAACUAGCAUUACACUUACCAGAUAAACUCUGUAGACUUAGCAUGAUGAGAAACUUUGAUUCACAGGUAGCUAAUCAAAUCAACAACGGCUACUGAAGUCGUAUUUGCUGAUUAAAACCUCGCAUGCAUUGAGAUAUGUUUACUUUUAGUUAAUGAAGAUACUAAUUAAAUUAUUUCAGUGUUAAAUAUUUGUUCAGAUACGUUAACGAAGUUCACUGAAAACUCCGUUUGAUCUUGACUGGUGACAGCUCUCUCCAAGCAGGAACCAGCCUCAGUUGUUUUCCUUCUUUCUGCCCAGCAGACUCCGGAGGAAUGGUAGCCGGUUAGCUCUUCAGGCAGCAGCAGUUGCUACCAUAGGAUUAACUUAUUAACGUUAUUUGGCAUUCGGUUGUUCUGUUAAAAUAAUGAAUUUACUACCGUCUAAUCCUCACGGGAAUGGGCUCCUUUAUGCUGGAUUUAACCAGGAUCAUGGAUGCUUUGCCUGUGGAAUGGAGAAUGGGUUUCGUGUGUACAACACAGAUCCUCUUAAGGAGAAGGAGAAACAAGAGUUCCUGGAGGGCGGGGUUGGCCAUGUGGAGAUGCUGUUUAGGUGUAACUAUUUAGCACUAGUGGGAGGAGGAAAGAAACCCAAGUACCCAACCAACAAAGUGAUGAUCUGGGAUGACCUGAAGAAGAAGACCGUUAUUGAGAUUGAAUUCUCAACAGAAGUCAAAGCAGUGAAGCUUCGGCGUGACAGGAUUGUGGUAGUCCUGGAUUCAAUGAUCAAAGUCUUCACCUUUACCCACAACCCCCAUCAGCUGCAUGUGUUUGAGACCUGCUACAACCCAAAAGGUCUGUGUGUGCUGUGUCCCAACAGCAACAACUCUCUGCUGGCAUUCCCUGGGACACACUCAGGCCAUGUGCAGAUAGUGGACCUGGCCAACACAGAGAAGCCCCCAGUUGAUAUCCCCGCCCAUGAGGGGGCGCUGUGCUGCAUCGCUCUAAAUCUACAGGGCACAAGAAUAGCUACUGCAUCAGAGAAAGGGACUCUUAUUAGAAUUUUUGACACGUCUGCAGGUCAGCUCAUACAGGAGCUAAGACGAGGCUCUCAGACAGCUAACAUUUACUGCAUUAAUUUCAACCAGGAUGCGUCCCUCAUCUGCGUGUCCAGUGACCACGGCACGGUGCACAUCUUUGCUGCAGAGGACCCCAAAAGGAACAAACAGUCAAGGUUCAUCUCUGCUGAAGGUUUGGCAUCAGCCAGCUUUCUUCCCAAAUACUUCAGUUCCAAGUGGAGCUUCUCCAAGUUCCAGGUCCCCUCAGGCUCUCCCUGUGUGUGUGCCUUUGGAACAGAGCCCAAUGCUGUCAUAGCCAUUUGUGCUGAUGGCAGCUACUACAAGUUUCUGUUCAACCAGAAAGGGGAGUGUUCCAGAGAUGUGUACGCCCAGUUCCUGGAGAUGACUGAUGAGAAAAUAUGACCUUUGACCCCCACCCCCGGGACAUUUAUAUUUCUUUACUUUUUUUUUUCUUUUUCUUUUUUUUGUGGAGGAGGAGGGAGGAGAGGUCCCAUGCUGCAGUUCUCCUUAUCUUGACAGACUCUGUAAAAGAGCAUCUAAUGAAGCGAGAACAAAGAAAGAGAAGCACAGACUCUGGGAAACCCUCACAGCAAAGAUGAACAGAUGGAAGCCCCAACAGGGAUGCAGACUUUUGUCUCUCGCAGACUCCCGAAGAUUGUCUCUGGACAGAGGGACACAGAUGCCGACUUGACUCCCAAACCAAACACUAGAGAAAAGCGGGAAAGUUAUUUUUCUGAAUGGACAACAUGCAGCUUUUUAAGAUGUCUUCCGAGGAAAUUUACGAAGAAUGGCUAUUUUUAAUCACAUAGAUGAUUCUGAUAGUUAGACGGAUUGAAAAUAGUGAGAUUUUUGUCAGCUAACACCACCUAACCUAACAAUAGGGAGUGCCUCGAGACUGGAGAGAAUCUGUACGUGUGCACAUAUUACUGUUGUCAUAUAUACAUAUGUGUGUUUGUGUAUAUACCAAUGUACCAUAUUAGGUGUUCGCAAAGCAGGAUCAGAAUGAGUUAACUGCUUUUUCCACUUCUGUCUUAAAGGUAUGUAGUAACAUCUGAAACAUUGGAACACACUGAUCCUGCAUUGUGAAGCGUCACCUUAGUAUUACUAGAUUUUCUUAUAUUCACUGUAUAAACACAAUGCGCCAGACUGAACUUCUAACUAAAUGGAACUAUACAGUAGCAGGAAAAAAAAAUUAACAUGUAUUUUUGUUUCACUCUAACUUUUUUUCAUACGUUGUGCAAUAUGUUUUUCCUUAUGUUUUUUUUUUGCUAAGAGCUUGUGAAAGAUGAGUGUUUGUUGUUGGAUGUACCUAACCAAAAAAGCUUAAAGAAAUAGUUUGUCAUUUAUUAGGAAAUACGGUUUUUCGCUUUGUUGCCGAGACUUAGAUGAGAAGAUUGAUACCACUCACGUCUGUAUGUUAAAUAUAAAGCUACAGCCAGCAGCGGUUAGCUUAGCUUAGCAUUAACACUGGAAACAGCUAGCCUGGCUCUGUCAAAAGGCAUCAAAAUCCACCUAUCAGCGCCUCUAAAGCUCACAGAUUAACACUUUAUUUCUUGUUUGUUUAGUCUUAACCAAAUCACAGCGUUAAAACAAUACGUUGUGGUUUUACGGGGUAUUGUGCAGGACUGUUUUUUGGCUGGGAGCAGUGACUUCCUAAAGUUUUGUCGUCACCAUGAGUUUUUAACACAGAUUUUUGUACGGAUUAAACAAAUGAGAUGUAAUGUGUUAAUUGGACGGAACCAGGCCCCAUGUUUCCAGUAUUUAUGCUAAGCUAACCAGCUGCUAGCUUUAGCUUCAUGUUUACCCUACAGACGCUAGAGUGGUAUUGAUCUUCUCAUUUCUUUAAGAGAAACUAUUUCUUUAAGAGUUUGUGAAAGUUGAGUGUUUGUUGUUCCUACCUGAACAGGAAAGCUUAAGAGCCACACACACAUGCAGUUUCCAUCUUAAAUCACAAAAACCUAAUCGAUUUCGGAUGAGAUUGUUUUUUGUUUUGUUUUUUCUACUCAGCAGCCCAGAUCAACUGUAAAAAUAUCAAGAAUAUUUUGAACUUAAUGUUUAAUAUUAAUACAUUAUUGGCCCAAUACAAUUCAAUCGGGAAUCUUCUGAAGGAUUGCUCCGCAUACUUUUGGUUGGCGAGUGUGGCUCUCCGGUCACAGCUGCAUGUUACCUUUUUGUUUAAAUCCCGGCAAGUCACUUUGAGUGUUGUGUAUGUCUGCGUCAAUGCAUCUCUGUAAACUGCUUCACCGUGCCCCUAACAGCAUUGAUCAAUUCAGCUAAUGCAAAUCAGGGACUCUAAAGUGCUUUGUUAAAGCCUGCAGCCAUAAACGAGAUCUGUUCAGUGUGGGUCCACCACAAUGGAACAUGUGUGUAAGUGGAACUGUGUUAAUGUAUUAUUAUUAUUUUUUUUUUCCCAAUUGAAAUGUUCAUUGACAGCAUUUUUGUUGAUUGAUUGCAAAAACACAUUUCAUUAGUGUUGCUUUCUGCAUCAGAUUGUACAGCAGGUGAGCAGGUGUCACUCUGUUGAACAUACAUAGCACUUGGUGGUCACUGACUGACCACAGUAGGGACGCUGCACAAACUGAAAAGCCAACUUGUUUCUGACACACUCAGAAUGAUUGUAAAACCUGCAUUUAAAUUUGUGAAUAAAAUUUAACAUCUGCUUUUACAGUUAAACUUUA